Saprolegnia parasitica CBS 223.65 is the source of this 207-nucleotide messenger RNA. RefSeq lists its product as hypothetical. Gene Ontology annotation, molecular function: oxidoreductase activity, acting on the aldehyde or oxo group of donors, NAD or NADP as acceptor. Lineage: Eukaryota; Oomycota; Saprolegniomycetes; Saprolegniales; Saprolegniaceae. The transcript has a single exon. The record is from RefSeq and is a predicted model, not a curated record. The coding region runs from base 1 to 207 and encodes 68 amino acids.
AUGGCCGGCAUCCUCGGCUACACGGAGGACGAAGUCGUGUCGAGCGACUUUAUCUCGGACAAGCGCUCGUCCAUCUUUGACGCCAACGCGUGCAUCGCGCUCAACGACAACUUUGUCAAGCUCGUGUCGUGGUACGACAACGAGUGGGGCUACUCGAACCGCCUCGUCGACCUCGUCUUGCACAUGGCCAGUGUCGACCAGCAGUAA